AUGGCCACCUUGCAAGAGGUUGAGAGCGAGGACAACUUCAACACAAUCACCAAAGACGCACAGUCAUCAACGCUGCUCGUUCUGUAUUUUAAAGCUGCCUGGGCUGCACCAUGCACUCAGAUGACAACGGUUCUGCAGACAUUGGCUUCGACUUACCCGAAUGAUUCGAGUGUCCUUUUCCUAUCUAUAGACGCCGAGAACCUUCCUGAUGUCUCGGAGUCGUACGACGUGACUUCAGUUCCAUACAUCGUGUUACAGAAAGAUGGCAAGACUCUAGAGACAAUUGGAGGCAGUGACGCAGCAAAAGUCAGGGCAGCAGUUGAGAAAUAUGCAUCGUCCAAGUCAAGUGGUGGAAAGGCCGGUCUACCUCCAGCGUUAAACGCCACAGCACCAGCACAAUCGAAUGGUGGCACCAGGAACCUCAGUCAAUAUGCUCCAUCAAGCUCAGACGCUGCCACGGCGCCACAAUAUUCGUCAGAGACAAUGUCUGGUUCGAAAGAGGAACUGGAUGCAAGACUGGGUAACCUUGUAAAGGCCGCCCCUGUCAUGCUCUUCAUGAAGGGUACUCCGUCAGCACCACAAUGCGGGUUCUCAAGACAAUUAGUCAGUAUACUGCGCGAGAAUGGUGUCAAAUACGGCUUCUUUAAUAUUCUGGCAGACGACGAGGUGCGACAAGGUCUCAAAGAGUUCUCGGACUGGCCGACAUUCCCGCAACUGUAUGCUAAGGGCGAGCUCGUUGGUGGACUUGAUAUUGUUAAAGAAGAGCUUGAAAGCGAUCCAGGUUUCUUUAAGGAGUUUUCGGUCAAAAAUGAGGCAGGUGGUCCAGGCAUUACUGCAUAG
This is a messenger RNA of Lithohypha guttulata, 840 nucleotides long. RefSeq names its product glutaredoxin (gene GRX3). The record is from RefSeq and is a predicted model, not a curated record. Gene Ontology annotation, cellular component: nucleus; cytosol. Bases 1 to 840 code for a protein of 279 amino acids. Lineage: Eukaryota; Fungi; Ascomycota; Eurotiomycetes; Chaetothyriales; Trichomeriaceae. Gene Ontology annotation, molecular function: 2 iron, 2 sulfur cluster binding. Gene Ontology annotation, biological process: intracellular iron ion homeostasis. The transcript is spliced from 2 exons.